GAAACACCCCCCCAACCUCCGCGGCAUUAAUCACCCCUCAUACAUGAAUGGCAGUGCGCAGCGCAACAUCUUGCGCAACGGAGGGCAGGGCUGUGCUUGUCCACACACAUUCCCAGCUCAGCGCAGCGCGGAGCGGAGCGGAGCGGCCAUUCAUUCAGCCCUUGCUGGAGCUGCAGCAUUCAGUCCUCCUGUAGCCCUCGGAGAGCAGCGAUGUUUUCCUGCAGAGCGGCCUGGCAAAGGUGUGGGCCUUUGGCGAGGAAAGCAGCCUACAGGUUGCCCAGGGAUGGUUUGCAGCGGCGGCAAAUGUCGUCAGUUCCUGGCGGGUCUGGGGAGAACAUUGUCUAUGCCUUGCUGUGUGGCGGAGCCUUCGUCGGUGCUGUCACAUAUGCGUACAGCACUGUGACCACAGACCAUGCCCGGUUCAAUGAGCGUGUUGCAGAAAUCAAGGCCAGACCCAAGACAGAGUGGGUGCCCAAACCAUGGCCACCCAAGAGCAGGGAUGAGGAAGAAGAGGGUGGAGAGGAGGAGGAGGCAGCGGCCGAGGAGGCUGCUGGAGAGGAGGCUUCUGGAGAGGAGGCCGCUGCAGAGGAGGCUUCUGGAGAGGAGGCUGAGGCCGUCGUGGAGGCUGAAGCUGUUGCGGAAGAAACUGAAUCAGCCGCCGAGGCAGAGGCAGAGACUGUGGUUGAGGCUGUUGCCGAGGCAGUUGCCGAGGCUGCCGAGGUCGUUGCUGAGGCCGCAGAGGGCGUCGCUGAGGCCGCACAGGAAGUGGAGGCAGUAGCGGAGGAAGUGGUCCAAGUGGCUGAAGCUGUAGAGGAGGCCGCCCAGGCUGUCGCAGAACCGCCCGCCGCUGCCGAGGAGCCCGAAAGCAACGUGGUGCUGGCAGCUGCCUCUGCUCAAGAGGUACCGAAGGUUGCUGAAGAAAACAAAGAGGUGGCACCUGCUGUUGAGGAAGUCAAGGAUGCUGCACCAGUAGAAGAGGUUGCUGCACCAGUAGAAGAGGUUGCUGCACCAGUAGAAGAGGUUGCUGCACCACCAGAGGAGGCUCCUGCACCAGCAGAAGAGGCUCCUGCACCAGCAGAGGAGGCUCCUGCACCAGCUGAGGAGGCUCCUGCACUAGUAGAAGAAACCCUUGCACCAGUAGAAGAGGUUGCUGCACCAGCAGAAGAGGUUGCUGCACCAGCAGAAGAGGUUGCUGCACCAGCAGAAGCGGUUGCUGCACCAGCAGAAGCGGUUGCUGCACCAGCAGAAGCGGUUGCUGCACCAGCAGAAGAGGUUGCUGCACCAGCAGAAGAGGUUGCUGCACCAGCAGAAGAGGUUGCUGCACCAGCAGAAGUGAUUGCUGCACCAGUAGAAGAGGAGGCUCCUGCACCAGCAGAAGAGACCCUUGCACCAGCAGAGGAGGCCCCUGCACCAGCGGCGGAGGCCCCUGCACCAGCGGCGGAGGCCCCUGCACCAGCGGCGGAGGCCCCUGCACCAGCAGAAGAGACCCUUGCACCAGCGGAGGAGGCCCCUGCACCAGCGGAGGAGGCCCCUGCACCAGCGGAGGAGGCCCCUGCACCAGCGGAGGAGGCCCCUGCACCAGCGGAGGAGGCCCCUGCACCAGCGGAGGAGGCCCCUGCACUAGCAGAAGUCAUAGCUGCUGAGCCUGCACCGGCUGAAGAGACCCCAGCAGUUGUUGAAGAGAUCCCAGUUGCUCCUGUGGUGGUAGAAGAGGCUCCUGAUGUAACAGCUGCUCCAGCUGAUGAGCCAGUCACUGCCACAGAUGUGAACGAUAUUGUUGCAGUGGCCCCAGUUGUAGAAGUAGUUAGCCCCAUGGCAGAAGAGGCAGCUGCAUCCCCUGUGGAAACCCAGGAAGAAGGUCCCAAAAGGGAGUACAUUGUUGUGGUUCUGGAGGGAGCACCCACGUCAGACAAGAGACCCAAGGUGCUGGGAGUGGGGCCCAUGAGUGGCAGGAUCAUCCCAGCUCCAGACGAUGAUGAAGCCCCUGCCUCUGAGGUAUCAGGGCAGACGGCGGCUUCUUAGGAUGCAAAUGCAGUAGUUCCAGCUAAGAGUGAACAGCUCCUGAAUGAUGACUUUCCACACUGCAGAAGAAGAGGACGUGCCUUCCCCCAACACUUUCCCCUCCUCCUAUUAGACCAAAUUACAGAGCACUUACGUGUUGUCCCAAUGCUAAUACACACAUACUGUUUUAGAUAGAUGCCUGCGAUAUGGAAGAAUCUCUUUACAUGUUAUCAAUGACCAAGAUAUAAUAUAAGAUAUCACUGUUACAGUAGCUGUGACACUGCACGCAGACUUGGAAAACUACACUGUGUACUUCCCAGUUGAGCUCAGUCAGUGGCUGAGCUCUUGCUUCAGUCUCUCAGCAGUUUGAAUAACAUCUGUACAUUUCAGUCUGACAGUUGCGGACAAUACUGAGCCAUCCAGUUUCCUUAUCCUUACUGUUACAGUUGUAUGUUUACUGCAACACCAAAGUCACUCCAGUGCUACAGCUUUAUAUUUGGUAGCCUAUAACACGCAGUAAAUAUAAUCAGAGUCCAUAAAGUAAAGCGGUGUUUUCAGUCACCAGCAUUUUUACAAUACCUGGUCUCAGGUUUUUCCUUUUUUGUGUUGAUACUGAGUGGCAAAGGCUUCCCGUUGAUCUCAACAUGUGAAAAUGGGUCUCAGUAGCUGCAUCGCUACCUCAUUUUUUGCUUCUGUAGUUUUCAUUCUUUAAAAUGACACGUUACUGACCUGCGCUGAUGCAAUCCUAGUGUUACGGUUCCUAUAUAAGUCAAUAACUCAAGGAAGGCGUAGUUGCAAAGCCAAUAACUUUGAUAAGACUCAGUGGAUUCUUGUAUAAAUGCAACACAGUUUCUCUGUAUGUACUAAUUCACAAAUGUUAUCACUGAUAUGAAAUCUCUUGUAAGAUUUCAUUAGGCAGACUCUGUACACUUUUGUCUCUUUAAUUUGUUUGGCAAGUUGUUGUCACUCCUGACUUCUUUGGUCACAUCCUUAGAGAUUGAUAUAACUUAUAGUUGUAGUUCAUUUUUAUGUAUAAGCAGCAGCAUUUUCUUUGUCUUUUUCUUCUCUGUUCUUUGAAAGAGUUUGACUUGUGGAGUUGGUCUAAGAGUCUGACUUGUGUGUAUGUGUAAUUUAAAGGUUUGCAGCAAGUGGAACAUUCAUUAUGUUGGUGUGCAUUUGUGAUACUGAUGUUUGGGUAUACUGUUGAAGUACAUUUGAAGAAAGGCUCCAGUGUGAGAUGCUCUGUGGUGAUGCGGCUCCUAUUCCUUCUGUCCCUGUUUCAAAUCAGCUGUGUAGGAAAAGGGACUGAGAUCACUGAGAAGAGAAGCGAACGUAAGUGUAUUUCUCCAUAUUUUAGUGAUUCUUCUGAAUAUUAUUCAGUGAGUCUGUCAUUAUUGCUCACCGGCAGAUUUUGUAUAGUGAGACGUGAAGAUGCCUUUGGUUUAGCGAAGGGCAGAAACUGUGACUGUUUGACUCUUUUCCCCCGCAAAAUAAAGAGGGA
Messenger RNA from Myripristis murdjan (pinecone soldierfish), 3502 nucleotides. RefSeq names its product mitochondria localized glutamic acid rich protein a (gene mgarpa). Gene Ontology annotation, biological process: signal transduction; anterograde axonal transport. Gene Ontology annotation, cellular component: membrane; mitochondrion. NCBI's taxonomy places the organism in Eukaryota, Metazoa, Chordata, Actinopteri, Holocentriformes, Holocentridae. The record is from RefSeq and is a predicted model, not a curated record. The transcript has 8 exons. Bases 211 to 2022 code for a protein of 603 amino acids.